Panthera uncia (snow leopard) is the source of this 6176-nucleotide messenger RNA. It is a transcript of the gene IL17RA, whose product is annotated as interleukin 17 receptor A. Gene Ontology annotation, molecular function: interleukin-17 receptor activity. The coding region runs from base 126 to 2714 and encodes 862 amino acids. The record is from RefSeq and is a predicted model, not a curated record. Lineage: Eukaryota; Metazoa; Chordata; Mammalia; Carnivora; Felidae. The transcript is spliced from 13 exons.
CUGGAAGCCGGAAGCAGGCGAAGUCGAGCCUACUCGGAGCUUCUCGGCGGAAGGGAGAGCCCAGGGCCGGUCCCUCGCAGCGCCCCAGCCGCCGGGUCGCGAGCUCUCCGCGACAGUGCGGGGCCAUGGGGACUCCGCGCCGCGGGCCACCAGUCGUCCCGGGGCCCCUGCUGGGGCGGCUACUGCUGUCCCUGCUCCUGAGCGGGCUGGCCCCGGUUCGCGCCUCCCCGCGGCUCCUGGAUUACCCGGCGCCGGUCUGCUCCCAGCAGGGUCUAAACUGCGUAGUCAAGAAUAGUACCUGCCUGGAUGACAGCUGGAUCCACCUUCGAAAUCUGACCCCUUCAUCCCCAAAGGAUGUCCAGGUCCACCUGGACUUUGUCCAGACCCAGCAUGGAGACCUACUGCCUGUAGCUGGCAUCAGAUGGACCCUGCAGACAGAUGCCAGCAUCCUCUACCUGGAGGGUGCAGAGUUGUCUGUCCUGCAGCUGAACACCAAUGAACGUUUGUGUGUCAAGUUUGAGUUUCUGACCAGACUGAAGCAUCAUCAUAAGCGGUGGCAUUUUACCUUCAGCCACUUUGUGGUAGAACCUGGCCAGGAGUAUGAGGUGACUGUUCACCACCUGCCCAAACCCAUCCCUGAUGGUGACCCAAACCACCAGUCCAGGAACUUUCCCGUACCUGGCUGCGAAGACCCCAGGAUGAAGAUGAUCACACCAUGCGUGGGCUCAGGCAGCCUGUGGGACCCCAACAUCACCGUGGAGACCCUGGAGGCCCGCCAGCUGUGGGUGAGCUUCACCCUGUGGAAUGAAUCUACCCAUUACCAGAUCCUGCUGACCAGUUUUCCACACACGGAGAACCACAGCUGCUUCCAGCACACACUGAUGGUGCCCGAGCCUGCGUACCAGGACUCCCGCCAGCGGUCCAAUGUCACGCUCACCCUGUCAGAUUCUAAUUGGUGCUGCCGCCACCGAGUACAGAUCCAGCCCUUCUUCAGUAGCUGUCUAAAUGACUGCCUCAGACACUCCAUAACUGUACCCUGCCCGGAAAUUCCAGAUCCUCCAGUCUCAAUCGCAGACUAUAUACCCCUGUGGGUGUACGGGUUCAUCACGGGCAUCUCCAUCCUGCUGGUGGGUUCCGUCAUCCUGCUGAUCAUCUGCAUGACCUGGAGGCUACCCAGGUCUCGUGAAAAAUACGGGAAUGACACCAAAUGUACAGAUGUCCUGCCCAAGAGCAGCCUGACACCCCCACCCCUGAAGCCCAGGAAGGUCUGGAUCGUCUACUCAGCUGACCACCCCCUCUACGUGGAUGUGGUCCUAAAGUUCGCCCAGUUCCUGCUCACCGUCUGUGGCACCGAAGUGGCCCUUGACCUGCUGCAGGAGCAGGUCAUCUCAGAGGUGGGGAUCAUGACCUGGGUGGGCCGCCAGAAGCAGGAAAUGGUAGAGACCAACUCCAAGAUCAUCAUCCUGUGCUCCCGAGGCACCCGUGCCAAGUGGCAGGCCAUCCUCGGCUGGGAGGAGCCUGCUGUCCAGCUUCGGUGUGACUGCUGGAAGCCCGGGGGUGACCUCUUCACAGCGGCCAUGAACAUGAUCCUGCCAGACUUUAAGAAGCCAGCCUGCUUCGGCACCUACAUUGUCUGCUACUUCCGUGACAUCAGCAGUGAGAGUGAUAUUCCUGACCUCUUCAACAUCACUCCCAGGUACCCACUCAUGGACAAAUUUGAGGAAGUUUACUUCCGAAUCCAGGACCUGGAGAUGUUUGAACCCGGCCGGAUGCACCGCGUUGGGGAGCUCACGGGUGAGAACUACCUGCGGAGCCCCAGUGGCUGGCUGCUGAAGGAGGCCGUGGAGAGGUUCCGGGAGUGGCAGGCUCAGUGCCCUGACUGGUUCGAGCGCGAGAACCUUUGCUCCGCAGAGGACCAGGACCUCCCAUCCCUGGAUGAAGAGGUGUUUGAAGAGCCGCUGCUGCCACCGGGAGGAGGGAUCAUCAAGCAAAAGCCCCUGGUGCAGGAACCUGCCUCCGAGGGCUGCCUGGUGCUCAAUCUGCGCGUCUGUGAGGAAGGAAGGGGAAUGUCCCGGCUGGAACCUCAAGUUCAGCCCCAGGGAGAGCCGGCAGCCCUGACGCUCCAGACAGAGGUGCUCCCUGUGGAGGAGGCGCCUCCAAUUCAGGCAGUGCAGCCUGUCCCUCAAGCCACCGGGAGCAGCACAGCCAGCCGCUUGGCCGUGGUAGAGGGAGAUGAGGCCUGGCCGCUGUUGGAGGGCCACGGCCCUCGGCGGAACAGCAUCCUCUUCCCCGUGGACUCAGAGGACCUGCCCCUCUGCAGCACGCCUAGGGCAUCGCCCAACCACCUCCCGGAAGACGUGAGGGAACAGCUCGAAGGCCUGAUGUUCUCACUCUUCCAACAGAGUCUGGGCCGCCAGGACCAGGAGGGCUGGGAGAGCGCCGCAGCAGCCCUCAAAGACCUGUACGCUCCCUGUGAGGAUGGGCAGCGACAGUCAGUGCAGUCCGACCAGGGCUACAUCUCCAGGAGCUCCCCGCAGCCCCCUGAAGGACUCCUGGAAAUGGAGGAGGAGGGAGAAAAGCAGGACCUGGGGAGGUCGGCCAAGCAGCUCUCGCCUGAGGACGUAGAGAGCCUGAGAAGCCUCCAGCGGCAACUUUUCUUCCAAGAGCUUCAGAAGAAUUCUGGCUGGGACGGUGUGGAGCCUGAGAUGCCAUAGGGCCUCCUUAGACCCCGAGUGUUGGGAGAAGGGUGCAUGUAUGUACACAAGUGUGCACAUGAGUGUCUGUAUGUAUACAUAUGUCCGUGUGUGAAAUGUUUGCCUUUGAAGUGUUAACCUCUUGAUCCCUGGGCAUCCCCCUUAAUUUUCUUUCUCUGACCCUCUGGUCAUGAUGUCUCUUCCCCACAAGAAUCCACAGCCCAUUCCCAGGAGCUAGUGACAAAGUGUCCUUGAGUCUCCACCAUUCAUUCAUUCAUUAAUUCUUUCAUUCAUUUCAGCAUUUAUUUUGCACCUCUUAUGUGCCAGGCAUCUGAGAUACAAAGGUAAAUUGCAGGAGAUAUUGGCCCCGGCCACGGAGGGGCUUAACAUCUAGUGAGAGCAACAGAUUAGCAAACAGGAUAAUCAUGAGCGAAGUAAGGCCAUAGUAGAGGUCUCCCCAGGGCUAUGAAAAUACAAAGAAGGGAAACCUGGGCCAAGACACUGUGGUUGCAGAAGGCAGCAGGUGGGGUGAGGGCUGGAGCAGUAAGAGAGGUGGUGGAGAGGCAGCUAGAGCCCCAGUUGGAGAAGGCAUGUGGGCCAGGCUGGGGUUUGGGACAUCAGCCCUGUGGCCUGGGAUUCCUUUGAUAUGGGGAGCUGCUGCUCUGCAGAGAAGGAGGCUAAGGACCAAACAUACCUGAAAGCCACCUCAGCUCAGUUUUGGAAAGAGACAGGAUGGAAAUGUGUGGUGUGAAACCUAACAGCAUUCAAUGGGGAGAAAAGUCUGAAAUCCUGAGCCCCUGUUUUGGCACUCAGUCAAAGACAGGGUCUUUAGGGACUGCAUGGGCGGGCCCCUGGGCAGCAGCCCCCCAUCCGCACACCUCUUGCCCCCCGUGAGCACAGGAAGCACCAGAGCUGGGCACCCAAGACUGAGUAUGAGAUACGGACCUCACAUCAGGGUGGGCAGAGGGGGGCAGGGCAGGAGUUAGAGGGCUGGCAGAAGCAGGCCUCUUUGAGGAGAGAGGGAAGUGUACCACUCUGUCUUUAAAAGUCUGAGUUGGUUCAAAGAAGAGAGAUGCUAAGGCCCAGUGUUUGAAGAAGUGGUUCCUGAAAGUGCUUCCUUUGGAGAAACUGAAGGCUUUGUCCCUCUGGGGUCCGGGCAAGCACAAUGGGAUGCCAUCUGCCCCUGGAAUGGAGACACAGCUCUAAGCUUCAGUGAAGGGGUGAGGAUUCUGGCACAUAAUGGGAAACCAAGUAUCUCAGGUUACCUGUGUGUAUGCCACACCCAUGCAUAUGUGUGCACAAAAGGGAGAUUAUCAAUAAUGAAUAAAUGUGUUAACUCUGGUUAGAAUUCUGGGUACUUUGAGUUCCAUGUUACUAUGGGUCAAGAGUUCCUAGCUGUAGAGUCCUUUCCAGUGGUGCGAUUUCACCUCAUAGUGGCAGGGGCAUCAGGCCUAAGUCCCAGACAGAGUGUGGCCCGUACACAGCCUGACAGCAGGACCAGAUAAGGUGUCUGUGCACCUCCAGAAUACUUACAUUGACACCUAAUCCCCAGUGUGACGGUUGUGGAGGGACAGGUGAUGAGGUCACGUGGAUGGAGCCCCAGACUUCCUCCCUUCUGCCACGUGAGGGCACAGCGAGAUGGUUUGUGAACCAGGAAGCAUGCUCUCACCAGACAUCCAAUCUGCCAGCUCCUUGAUCUUGGACUUGCCAACCUCUAGAACUGUGAGAAAUAAAUUUCUGCAUUUAUAAGCAGCCCAGCCUAUGGUGUUCUGUUAAAGCAGCCCUAACAGACUAAGAGAGAAGGGAGAAAAGGAACUGAGUUCUCCCAGCUGCCAGCCUCUCAGGCUCCAUCUCUCCUCCAAUAAGCUGGGUCCAGAUGCCUACCAGCCUGUGGUGUUUUCCCAGCUUCUAGGAAGCAUUAAAUGUGCAGAGUGUGGAAUACCACCAUGGGCUCUUCCUUGCUGGAGCCAGGGCUCUCUGUGGUGGCAGAAUGGCCCUAGCCAGUGUAGUGCUGGUGCCCAGAAGACAUUCCCAUUUGAGUUGCAUUCCCCACAAACCUUGAAUUCUAGCUUUGCUGGCCUCUGAGGCUAAAAUGUCCUCAAUUAGCAUUGUUCACUAAGUCCUGUUUAUCUCCAGGGCUGCUACUUUUCUUCCUAACAGCUUUGUUGAGAUACGAUGCACAUACCAUACCAUUCACAGCUGCCCCCAUGCAGUUCAGUGGCUUUUAAGAGUUCAGACUUCAGCAACCAUCAGCAUAAUCAAGUUUAGAACAUUUUUCUUACCCCCAAAAGAAAUCUAGCACUCCUUAAUCCUCAUCCCAACCUCCCUAAAUUCCUCAUCCCUCUAUAGAUUUCUCCAUUUUGGACAUAACAAGUAAGUGGAAUCAUGAAGUCCCCAGGCUUCACCCUUUCUUUAAUGUUCUUCCCUGGCUCCUCCCCUGUUCCCUGUCCUACCCUAAAGCCCCAGUCUCAUACUGGUCUUUCCAGCAUAAAUGCUGGAAAUUCUGUCAACCUGUGGUGUCUGCUGUCAGCCAAAUGCCAAGAGCUUCAAGAGCAUGUAUAAAUAAAGCCAUGCCUUUCUUUUCAUACUAUUCUGAAACAUGGCUAAUAAAAUCCUACUUCACCCAGAAACACCAUUCCAAGAACAGAUGUCCUCCAAGCUGUGACUUUCCUACCACUCAGGCCCUCUCCUAAAUAGAGUGCAGAAGUGGCUCAAGUGGGUGGGAGGACCCACAGUCAAUAUACGACCGAAGCCUGCAGUGGAGUAGCUGUGACUGGUGUCCGGCCCAAGUCUGCAUGCUUGCACCAGGCCAGCUUCCAACUUCCAAGUGGACUUGCCUGCUGUCUUGUUCCUAGUUUUUUUUUUUAAAAAAAAAAGGCGGUAGGGAUGAUUAAAUGGUGAUGUAGACAUUGUUCAAUACAGUGCUUUCCAACUCAGCUUCCAAACCAGUUUUUCUUUUCUGCUUAGGAAGGACCUCAGGAAGGUGUCCAGGCUUUCAGGGAAUUGUUAGUCACUUAAACAUCCAUUCAGCAGUUUGAGCUGGGAUCUCUGCAUGGCGGGCUAUGAUGGAUUUUACUGAUUUUCUGCUUAUCUUUGAAUAUUAAAUAAGGCAUAAGGGAGAGGAAGAUGUACUUACAAUGCAGUGGAAAGUUUUAAUCCUGUGUCCUUUAGCUUUGCAGUUGGUGUGCUCCCAUCCCAAAUACACAAGGGCAGUGCCAGGUGCCAUUCUGCCCCAGCGUUUCCUGAAAAGACCUGUCAGUUAAGGGCCACAAGACACCGGCUGCUUCAGGCUGUGCAAGAAAGUAAGGGCCCAAGUAUGCAUGAGCUUGGAUUAAAGCAGAGCUGGUAUUCCAGCUCCAGCUGUGGGUCUCAAGCCAGGGAGCUGGGGAAAGAGAUUUUUUUUUUUUUAAGUUACUUAUUUACGGAGAACAGGGGAAGGGCAGAGAAAGGGAGAGAGAAUUUUUUUUUUGGGGGGGGGGUGGC